Penicillium samsonianum is the source of this 7878-nucleotide messenger RNA. Its product is annotated as AMP-dependent synthetase/ligase. The transcript has 3 exons. The record is from RefSeq and is a predicted model, not a curated record. Bases 1 to 7878 code for a protein of 2625 amino acids. Gene Ontology annotation, cellular component: cytoplasm. Gene Ontology annotation, biological process: secondary metabolite biosynthetic process; amino acid activation for nonribosomal peptide biosynthetic process. Lineage: Eukaryota; Fungi; Ascomycota; Eurotiomycetes; Eurotiales; Aspergillaceae. Gene Ontology annotation, molecular function: catalytic activity; phosphopantetheine binding.
AUGUCAACUCCAAGCAAGCCAUGGAAGUGCUCUCUGCAGCCGUCAACUCACUUGGAAGGAAGAAGUAUCCCAACCACUGCAUUCCCAUUGCAGACCGAGACAAGUCAAUCUUUGAGUCUACGGAGUGCACAAUUUGACGUUGGUUAUUUGCAGGAGUUGGGAAAAUCGAAUGGUAUCAAUUCCUUGAUUCAUGGAUAUGCCCGUUGGAUUAUGUCCAUGAGUGAUCAAAGUCACAUCGCGUUUUGGAUCAUAGGAGAAGACCGAGAAUCAACUGUGAAAUGCGCAGUCGUGAUAGCGCAGCAGACAGCUGAGCAUGACGCGCUCACGUGGGAGGCUUACGAGACUCCUUUCGAAGGAACAGAUAACGUGGAAUUCGGAAUGCGUCUCAUGGAGACUGCAGACAUGGAAGUGGAUUUGCCGAUUUUAAUUCGAGUGCUAUUGUGCAUUGAUUUGCAAUCGUUGCGUGGUAAUCUCACCUACCGAGGGGCUUUGGAGCAGGGAAUGAAUAUAUCGGGCUUUGAUCUCUUGGAAUUCUAUAUGCAACAGCCAGAGGCCAAAUAUGAUAGCGCCACCUUUUGGAGAAAGGAGCUGGCGGAGUUUGUCGAUUGUGCCGAGAGAAAUUUUCCUACGAUAUCCUGUGACCGUUUGGUGGCCUCUACCGGUAACACCCAAGUGCUGACGCAAACCCUCCCCCUGGGUGUGUCGUGGGAACAGCUGCAGCGCCUGGCCGAGGAAUUGCAUCUGAGAUCACCCGUCUCAGUGAUUCGUGCGGCAUUUGCGUGUAUCCUGGCUGAGUAUCUCGAGUCAGACCGGGUGAUCCUAGGUGACCGGCCAUUGGCGAAUCUCAAAGAUGGCGGUUCUGUAGCCCUAGUCCCAAUCUCUAUUUUCGCGGACAAUACUGCCAAUGACUUGCUUUGUCGAAUCGAUUCGUUCACUGCAAGAGCAGCCACGUUCCCAACCCUGCCUAUGGAAGAGCUCCGUGAGAUUCUCCGGGUUCCUUCAAACGGUAUCCCAUACAAUGCGCUCUUCACGCAUCAGUCUACCACUUUAACUUGUCAGAACUCGGAAAUGACAUCACACGAGACACUCAUGGUAUGCUACGGUGCUCCCAUGCAGUUUAACUUCCAACGAUCAGAGCAGGGUGUGCCCAUCUGUACAUUGUCUGUCAGAGCUGAUUUGAUAGAUGUACCCCAUUUGGAGCUGGUGCUACGGCAGGUCAAUGCCAUCACUGUUGUCAUGUUAUCUCGACAAGCCCAAUCAGUUCGAGAUCUCACACAAUCCUUUCCCAAUGACCUGCUCUCGGUCCACUCGCCGUCGGCUAGUGACGAACUUCAACGAGCCCCCUCCUAUCCCCUGCACAUCAGCGAGGAUGAGACAGUCUCCCACACAUGGACGUACGACGAACUAUCUCAAACUUCCAAUCAGCUCUGCGCAUGGCUGAAAGCUCGUGGAUGGCGCAAUGAGUCCAUUGCAGUUUGUCUUAGUCGAUCUUUCAUGGCCUAUGCACUUGUUCUAGCAAUUUGGAAAAGUGGAAAUUGCUAUGUGCCUGUGGCAGAAGAUCUCCCGGAAGCGCGUCAGAUUUUUCUUCUCGCAGACAGCGGUGCUAUGGCAUUUUUCACAGACAAGAGUGUCGCCAAGACAAUCGUUCCUCCUGAGAAUUGCCUAGUGAUUGAUAUUGAAGACCCAGAGCUCCUCGAAGAUUCCUGGAUAAUCGAACCAGGCACUGAAUUCGACCCUAAACCCACUGAUAACUGUUAUCUUCUUUACACCUCUGGGUCAACAGGGACACCCAAAGGCGUUCUUGUCAGUCGGGGAAAUCUCUCUGCCUUCACCGAAGCGCAGUCAGAAUAUAUCUGUCGGGAUGUCCCAGAUACCCUGAAAUUGAAAGGCAAAGGAAGUUAUCUUGCGCAUGCCAGUCGGGCCUUCGAUGUACACAUCUGUGAGAUGGUGUUGGGCUGGCGACAUGGCCUUCGUCUGGUAACAGGUCCUCGGACCAUGCUUCUGGACAAUUUGUUUCUGGUUCUCAGUCGACUGAGGAUCACUCAUGCCGGAUUUGUUCCUUCACUCCUCGAGCAUGCCGGUAUUAGUGCUGAGCAGCUGCCGGAUCUGCGGUAUCUUGGCGUCGGAGGGGAGAAGAUCUCAGAGACAAUCAUCGAGCGCUUCGUCGGCAAACCAUCCAUUGCGCUCGUGAACGCAUACGGCCCGACUGAGGUGACAAUUGGUAUGACAAGCCACACAGUAACGCCUUCGUCUACUGUGCGCAAUAUUGGUACCGCUGUCGGUAACAUAACAAUCCACGUUUUGGAGCCCGACACCACGAGAUAUGUCAAGCGAGGCCAGGCGGGAGAGCUCUGCGUGACGGGUGAUUUGGUCGCCAAUGGGUACCAUCGCAGACCUGACGCAAGCGGCUUUACUGAUUUGAAUGGGCGACAAAUGUACCGCACUGGAGAUAUUGUGCGCUUGAUGGCCAACGACUGCAUUGAGUACCUGGGCCGGCAAGAUAGCCAGGCUAAAAUACGUGGUCAACGUCUCGAGCUCGAAGAAGUUUCAGUCGCGGUGCGUCGGUGUACGGACUUUCCAGUCAAUGUCACCUCAAUAGUGACACCCUCCCCAAUCACCAAACGCCCUCAGUUAGUUUCCUUCAUCAGUCUUUCCAGUAACCGACCGGAAGAUAUUGGAACACAGCCCACUUUCCUAAAGGAGCGAUACCAGACAUGGGUGCCAAGUAUUUUGGCGCGCUGCCGCAUUGAACUACCUGCGUACAUGGUACCCAGUGUCUUGCUCACUGUCAGUUCGAUUCCUAUUCAGAUCUCAGGAAAGGCAGAUAAUCGCCGUCUGGUGGCGCUAUAUGAAAGUAUCCGUGUGUCAGAUCUGCUCCUGAAUUCCGAAGAAGUUGCCACUCAGCUUCCUGAGACGAUCAUAAAGCCAGAUACCACGGAUUUGACAACGAACGAGGAGCAGGUUCGUGAUAUAUUAUGCUCUCAGAUGCAGGUGGAACGAAACAGUAUCACCGCAGCUACGAACAUAUUUCAGUUGGGAAUUGAUAGCCUCGCUUCUUUCGGUGUGGCUGCCAAGAUGCGUAAGGCGGGCUAUGUUUGCGCGGCGGGCGAUGUUCUUUCCAACCCUACAGUCGCACAGCUCGCACGUUUGCCACGAACCCAUGAAGGCUCUGGCCAAGGACCAAGAGGAGAAAUAUUCUCAGACCAACCAGAUGAAGCCUCACAGAAAAUGGAACAACUUGACCAAGUAUUUCGAAUGUCCCAGAGACAAUUCGCAGGCUCCUCCAUUUCUGUGGUUCGGCCAUGUCUGCCGCUACAGGAGAGUAUUGUCUCCAAUUCCGUGGGUAGCCGGAUUCCCUUGUACGUCAAUCACAUCAUGUGCCGUUUGGGACCGGGUAUCACGCUUCCUGCCCUGAGAAUGGCCUUUGAAGACUUAAUACAGGAGAGCGAGAUUUUGCGCACCUGCUUCCAUGUAGCAGACGAUAGGAUAGUACAAGUUGUGUUGAAGCCUCGUGCUGUUAGCAUCCCAUGGACUGAGGUCCCUGUAUCGGAUGAAGGCGCCGCUCGUGAUCUGUUCAACAGCCUUCAAACUGGGGUUGCAACGAACAUCAUCCGCCAAAUCGAGAUCAAGCCUCCACUACAUCUUCUUGCCGCCAGCGCAGCAAACGAGGAAGGGUCUGGGUGGUUGAUGCUGUCCAUCCAUCAUUCUAUCUUCGAUGGCGCCAGUAUGAAUGUCUUCCUCAGCCGGCUUCACCAACACUACACUGGAAAGACACCCAUGAUCCCAGUCGAUCUCACUCCACUUUAUCGUCAUUUUGCCACAAAUGACGAGAGGCAAGCCGAGCGAUUCUGGACUCACUAUCUUUCUGAUUGCAUUCCAAGUAUCAUCACCGGUCAUGGAGGAAAUGAUGCUUCGUAUGAGAUAGUUGAGAAGAAGUUAGCCUUCACAUUAUCCAAAAUCUCCAAAUUCGCCGCCAAACAUUCCACCACCGCGCCAAUGGUUUUGGAAACGGCUUGGGCGAUUACAUUGGCAAGGCACCUGGACCAAACGGACAUCAUCUAUGGCCGAGUAAUGAACGGCAGAGCGAUCCCAGUAGGGUCAGUGGAAUCAAUGCUAAUUCCCCUCGUCACAACUAUUCCUGGUCGGUUCCAGCUUCCUUCUGGUAAAUCCAGGGUGGUUGACCAGAUAAAGACUCACACUGUGGCCAUAAUCCAAUCCUUACCAUACCAACACACACCACUUCGCGAUGUUCAGCGGUACGCUGGUGCGCCGGGUCCACUUUUCAACUCGAUGUUUUCAUAUAUUGCGUCUGGUCCUCGAUCACCGGCAGACAAUAUGUUGUUGGAAAUAGAUAGUGCUAUGUCAGUGGACUACCCCCUUGCACUAGAAAUUAAGGCGGAGGCCGAUCACGACACAGUCACUUUGCGCUUGAGAAUUGCCAGUGAUCAUUCGUCCACUGAGCAUGGCCAUGCGUUGAUGGCCGCAAUUUCCACUCUUAUUCAAGACUUACUCUCUGAUGGAGAUGUAAUCAUUGAUGCUGGAGCGAUCUCUCAACAACAGCGAAAGCAGCAGCCCAAAUGGGACGAGACGCAAUGGACCGAAACUGAAACCACUCUUCGCCGAGUUGUGGCUGAGAUAACAGGUAUUCCUGGAUUACAGGUUUCGAAGAAUACAUCAUUCUUUACUUUGGGAAUCGAUUCUGUCAUUUCAAUUCAUCUUGCUCGGCGCUUACAGGAGAAUGGACUUCAAGUGUCUUCCAGUGAUAUUCUGAGAUAUCCAUCUAUUGGCGCUCUUCACGACUCUUUGGAUAAUGCCAAUCCCGUCUCCGACAUACCACUCAUUGAUGAGACUACCCUUGAUCGUAGCUUAUCCGUUGAUCCAUUUGACACGGACGACUCAGUUGUUGAAACUUAUCCUUGCACGCCCUUGCAAACAGCAAUGAUCGGCCAAUGUUUGAGCUCUGAGGGUAAAGAAUAUGUUCACCACCACGCGGUCGAUCUUGCAAGCACAGUCGACUUCGAGAAAUUGGUCAGUGCCUGGCAAAACGUGGUAGAACAGGUCGAUAUCCUUCGCACCUCAUUUCACCGGCCCCAUGCAAGUCGCAAAUUCCAUGCUGCAGUCCGUCGAUCUGUUUCCAUACAGUGGUCACAUUAUGAAGCUGAUGAAUCACUUCCUGUGGCUGUUGAGAAAAUAUCCCAGCGAGUCGCUUACCCGAACAUCGAAAGCUUUCGCAGACCCCCAUGGCAGAUCACCUUUCUCACUGGAGCUUCCCAGCGACUUAUGGUCGUCACUAUGCAUCACUGUCUUUAUGAUGGCUUUUCUCUUCCCAUGCUCUUUGCUUGUCUGGAGAAACAUUACCAUGGUCAUCGAAGCCAUGUUGACUCGUUCGCACCUGUAGCACGCAGGAUUGCAUCCACCCAAGAAUCGUCUGUCCAAUUCUGGACUAAUGCAGUAGCGGGAUACCAAUCCCCACAACUGCAGUCUCCUCUGGCCUCUACCCCGACAACCAGCGUCCAGUGGGCAGAGACCAAGGUUAGGAGCCCAGUAACCACAUUGCAACGCCAAUGCGGCUCACUCGACGUUACCUUACAGACUGUGGCGCUGCUUGCUUUUGGGAGAUCGUUGGCAUUGCGUCUUGGUCAGCGAGACGUGGUUUUUGGCCACGUAGUAUCAGGACGAGGAUUUGAUGUUGAUCCUACGGCUUCAGUUAUUGGCCCCCUCUUCAAUACCGUACCCUUCCGCCUAAAGCUUGAUUCUGCUUCGCAAAGCAUCCGAUCGGCCUUGCGAGAUAUCCAAAUAUUUUGCAUCGAUUCUCAACCUCAUCAUCAUGUACCAUUGAGUCUCAUUCAAAAGAGAUGGCGUCUGGCCACUAGCGGAGACAACUCUUCAUUAUUCGAUGCCAUUUUCACCUUCAACAAAUCAAAGGCUCCAAAUCAAGAUUCAAUUUUCCAACUCUACGAGUUUGCUCGCAAGCCAGAUGUUCCCCACCACCGACUGAAUGUGGAAUUUGACCAGACUGAGGAAUCACUUGUGAUCCGGGCAACCAGUCGGGAUUUCCUGACCAACAACGAGCUGCAUACUUGGAUGCAGAAUCUUGCCCGGGGUAUUGAGAAUAUCGUUUUAUCUGAAAAUGAGACAGUUCUCGAUUUCCCUUCUGGCCUCAGCGCGUUGCCCUUGGUCGCCACGAGUCCGCAUCAGGAUGCUGAGCAGCCUUUAGACACAUCUGUCCUCGGCGAAAAUGUGCAAAUACUUAAGACAGUCCUUUCAGACGUUACCCAAAUAUCGAUGGACACGAUUCAGGAGGGCAACAGUAUCUUCGCCCUUGGCAUCGACUCAAUCUUGGCGCUAGAUGUUAGUAGUCGUUGCCGCGAGGCUGGACUGAUGGUCUCAGUGAGCGAUAUCCUUCAAGGACGGACAAUUCGGGGAAUCGCGAUGCUCGUUGCCGAUAAGCCCACUCAAUCCCUUGGCUCUGCAAAGAUUGUCAAACCCGAUAAUUUCUCCGUCAAUUCGGAUCCAAAAAUCAAAGCAUUGGAUGUUCUGGGUCUAGCUGAAGAUAAUGUUGAAGCAGUCAUGCCUUGCCUUAGUGGCCAGCUAUUCUAUAUAUCUGCAUGGCUCCGGAGCCAGCGACAACUGUGGGAAUUCACAUUUUCGUUUCGCAGUCGUAUUAAGCUUGAUCCGGAACAAGUCCAAGGGGCCUGGCUACAGCUACAGAGGAGAAACGGAAUCCUCCGCACAUCGUUCGCAGCCGUGUCUUCAAAUGAAGUCUUGCAGGUUGUACAGAAAGCGAGCAAAGCCAAUGGAGAAGUUCAGGUGUAUAACGAGCAAUCCACUGGAGACUUGAAUAUGUUGACUCAAGACCUGGUUCAUCGUAUUGCUCGUAACCCGUCUGAUCUCUUCACACCCCCUGCCCGGCUACACCUAAUCCAGCACCCUGACUCGGACGUUCUUAUCUUUACCUUGCACCAUGCUUUGUAUGACGCGUGGACGAUUCCGAUUCUUGUCAGGGAGCUAGAAUCCCUGUACCAGGGAGAGAACCUAGCACCUACGUGCGAGUUCCCUGCUUUCGUACUCAGCACCCUUCAAGCUGCGAACUCCGAGUGCGCACAAAGCUACUGGGAAGGAGCACUCAAAAUGGGCCAGCGGACUAUCCUCGGACAUGGUUUCGCUAGCCAUAAUGGCACUCUUCACGUGCGAUCCUCCGAGCGGGUCUUCUCUCAGAAGCUCCACGAAAUGCAAGUUCAAUGCCGCAAGCUUGAAGUUUCUGUGCCGUCUUUGAUACUCCUGGCAGUGGGUCGCAGCCUUGCGCAUACCGCAGGCAUUGCUCAUCCAACAUUUGGCCUUUUCCAAUCUGGGCGCUCAAGCGAGUAUCCGAAGAUCCAGGAUAUGGCAGGUCCUACCGUCAACAUGCUACCACUGGUAGUUCCAAACGCUCUCACGUCCCCCACCCCACAGGCUCUGGUCGCCAUGCAGCAUGAGUUAAUUCAGCGCAACCUGCAUGAUCAGACCGAUCUUCGGACUCUCUGCCAGAAAAUGAAAGCAUUUGGGAAUGAGCUGCAAUUCAAUGUUAUUGUCAAUAUUGUUUGGGGUCAACUCAAUGAGUAUGCUGCUGAACAAGACAACGACUCCAUUUUCACCCCGUUUCCCAUAGACUCUCGAGGUGAUUCUGAGUUUGGAGAACCACCGGUUGGGAGAACAUCUGUUGAUAAAUUUGACUGGAAAGGUCUGCCCGGCAUUGGUGGUAUUUAUUUGGAGGUGAGCUCCAACGAGCGAGAUGAUGCGCUACAGUUGAGAGUUGACUAUGCAUCGGAUUCGAUCUCAAAUGAUCAAGCUGAGCUGUUUUUAAACGCCCUGGAAAAGGAGAUGAGCAAUAUUGGAUGA